AGAAUAUCCAAUAUUCAUUAUCAGUUGAGUUAAGAUGGCAGCAACCAAAGUACCAGAGGUGGUGCUAGGCUCUUUCAAUGGCCAAUGUAUGCCUGUGCUCGGCUUUGGCACAGCAGCUGACAACUUAGACCCGAUUGCUUUGAAGACUGCGGUUCUUGAAGCCAUAAAGCUGGGUUACAGGCACUUCGACACAGCCCCCAUAUACACCUCAGAGCAGACUCUAGGUGAAGCAGUGGCUGAAGCUAUUAGCCUUGGCCUUGUUGCCUCUAGAGACCAAGUGUUUAUCACUUCAAAGCUGUGGUGUAAUGAUGCUCAUCCAGACUUGGUCAUUCCUGCUCUAAAGAAAUCACUUCAGUAAGUCUCAGACUUAGUAGCAUUGGAAGUUCAGUAAAUUUGUGGUGGAGCAAUCAGUUUGUAACUAUGUGCAUGUUUGCAGUAAUCUUCAAAUGGAGUACCUUGAUCUUUAUCUCAUUCACUGGCCCAUAAGUGGUAAGCCAGGGAAGUUAGUGUACCCGCUAACCGAAGAGGACCUUGUGGCAUUGGACUUGAAAGGAGUGUGGGCAGCCAUGGAAGAAUCACAGAGACUUGGCCUCACCAAGUCCAUAGGAGUGAGCAAUUUCUCUUCCAAAAAGACUGAAAAUCUGCUCUCUUUUGCAACUAUUCCUCCUCCUGUUAAUCAAGUAAUUAUCUAGUCCAUCUGCAUACAUAUGAAGCAGCAUUCACUCCCAACACCCAAAAAUCUAUAAAUCCACGAUCUCCUUAACUCACCAAAAAGAACCAGCUUUCAGCAAAACCAAUCGAGAUGGCAGCAACCCAAAUCCCAGAAGUGAUUCUUGAAUCCUCCAAUGGCCGCAGGACCAUGCCUGUGCUUAGCUUCGGCACAGCAGCCAACAAUUUAGAACCAGAGGUUUUGAAAGAAGCUGUUCUUGAGGCCAUCAAGCUUGGUUACCACCACUUCGACACGGCUUACGAGUACGGCUCAGAGCAGAGCCUAGGAGUAGCCAUAGCCAAAGCACUCGAACUCGGCCUUGUGGCUUCUCGGGACGAGCUCUUCAUCACUUCCAAGCUUUGGCCUAAUGAUGCUCACCCUGACCUGGUUAUUCCUGCUCUCAAGAAAUCGCUUCAGAAUCUUCAAUUGGAGUACCUUGAUCUGUAUCUGAUUCACUGGCCUAUCAGUGCCACGCCUGGGAAGUUGAGUCACGUACUAGAGGAGAAGGAUCAAAUGCCGAUGGACUUCAAGGGCGUUUGGGCAGACAUGGAGGAAGCUCAGAGACUUGGCCUCACCAAAUCCAUUGGAAUCAGCAAUUUCUCUACCAAAAAGACGCAGAAUUUGCUCUCCUUUGCUACUAUUCCUCCUUCAGUCAAUCAAGUUGAGAUGAGCCCAUUUUGGCAACAGAAGAAGCUCAGAGACUUCUGCAAGGCCAAUGGUAUAGUUGUGACUGCCUUCUCCCCAUUGGGUGCCAUAGGAACCAGUUGGGGCACCAACCAUGUUCUCGAAAGCAAAGUGCUUAAUGAAAUCGCCGAGGCUCAUGGAAAGACUGUUCCUCAGGUUUGUAUUAGAUGGGUUUAUCAGGUAGGGGCAACUCUUGCAGUGAAGAGCUACAACAAGGAGAGAUUGAAGCAGAAUGUGCAGGUGUUUGACUGGGAACUAUCAGAAGAGGACCUAGACAAGAUCAAUCAGAUCCCACAGCACAGGAUGAUGCUUAGAGAAGAGUAUGUUACCGCAAAUGGACCUUACAAGUCCCUUGAAGAACUCUGGGAUGGAGAACUUUAAGUACUCUGUGAGAAUAUGGUGUCGCUACAAGUAUAUUGUAAUGUGGUGUCGCUACAAGAAUAAUGUCACUGGCCAGGCUUCUUUAUUUAAUGUGCUUUUGUGGUAUGUG
Molecule: messenger RNA, 1883 nt
Organism: Fragaria vesca subsp. vesca
Lineage: Eukaryota; Viridiplantae; Streptophyta; Magnoliopsida; Rosales; Rosaceae
Product: non-functional NADPH-dependent codeinone reductase 2-like
Exons: 3
Coding region: 803-1774 (323 amino acids)
Cellular component (GO): cytosol
Molecular function (GO): aldose reductase (NADPH) activity
Source: RefSeq, a predicted model, not a curated record